CGGCCCAAGCAGCCCAUGGAAUUUCAUAACCUGAGCUCUCCCUCUCCCCUUCCUUCUCUCUCUCCCUCCUCACUCCCUCCCUUCCUUCCUCCCUCUCCCUCCUCCUCCUCUCCCUCUGCCUUCACCACUGCCUUGGGGUCACCUGGAGAGGCCUCGGCUCCCUGCCACCCGGCCUCCUCCAUGGUGUCUGCCCUCCUGGCGCCAGUCCUGAGCGUGGAAUUUGUCCUGGGCCUGGUGGGGAACAGCCUGGCCUUCUUCAUCUGCUGCUUCCACGCGUGGCCCUGGACGUCCAACACUGUGUUCCUGGUCAGCCUGGUGGUGGCCGACUUUCUCCUGAUCAUCAACCGGCCUCUUCGCCUAGACUACUACUUCCUCCACGAGACCUGGUGCUUCGGGGCCACUGCCUGCAAAGUCAACCCCUUCGUGAUUGCCACCAGCCACUCAGCCAGCAUGGUCUCCCUCGGCCUGAAGGUGGUGCGGCCUCACCACGUGCUGAGCAGGGCCUCCGUGUGGGCAGCUGCCCGGGUGGCCGGGGGACUCUGGGGGGGCAUCCUGCUCCUCAACGGGCACCUGCUCCCGACCACCAAUUCCAGCCACUCCUGCCUCCGUUACCAGCUGGGCACAAGCCCCUUGGCCUCACUCCGCCGGCACCAGGCCCUGCUCGUGUUGGAAUCCUUCCUGCCGCCGGUGCUCAACCUCUUUGCCAUCAUGAAGGUCAUGCUCACCAUCCGGCGCCGAGGCCUGGACGUGCAGGCGGGCCCGCGGAGGGCCGUGUGCACGCUGGCCGCGGUCGUGGCCAUCUACGCGGUCUGCUUCUUGCCCAGUAUCAUCUUCAGCAAAGCUUCCAUCGUGGCCUUCCGCCUGCAUGCCUGCCACACCCUGGACAUCUGCUCGCAGCUCUUCCAUGGCUCCCUGGCCUUCACCUACCUCAACAGUGCCCUGGACCCCAGGCUCUACUGCUUUCCCAACCCCAACUUCCUCUGCCAGGGCCGGGCCCUGCUGGGCCUCAUCCAGGGCUGGCAGGCCUCCGCCAGCGACGAGAGCACCUACCAGCCCUCUGCCUGGCGCCGGGUGCCCUCUGGGAAGGUGGUGACCGCAGGGAAGCUGUAG
Eubalaena glacialis (North Atlantic right whale) is the source of this 1110-nucleotide messenger RNA. It is a transcript of the gene OXER1, whose product is annotated as oxoeicosanoid receptor 1. The record is from RefSeq and is a predicted model, not a curated record. Gene Ontology annotation, cellular component: membrane. Gene Ontology annotation, molecular function: G protein-coupled receptor activity. Gene Ontology annotation, biological process: G protein-coupled receptor signaling pathway. NCBI's taxonomy places the organism in Eukaryota, Metazoa, Chordata, Mammalia, Artiodactyla, Balaenidae.